ACAAAGCAUAAAGGUAAGAAUUGCAGUUAACUUGAGCUUUGACUUGAGUCAGAUUUUUCCGGUUGCGUUUAUUUUACUUAUAUGUUUAUUUUACAUUACGCCGUGCACUUCGAUUCCUUAAACAAAAUGGACUUAUAUGGCCCAGAACUACCACCAGGAUAUAAAAGAUCUUGCUCUGAGGAUUCAAAUGACUCAGAUCUGUCAUCAACUAAAAAGACAAAUGAAUCAAAAAUUAUUGGACCACAGUGUCCAGAUUUUAUCUUACAAAAAAUGUCUCAUUCAACUGAGAACUCAGAUUCGUCAGUAACAAAUGAAGGACAAAUAUCUUCAAAUAUUAUAGGCCCAGAAUUACCUCCAUCAGUUCAGUGUGCAGAAUAUAAUGAUUAUUCAGAUGAUGAAUGCUAUGGACCUAUGCCUGCUGAAUUGAAAGAAGAUGUGAAUGAUGUGAUUACAACUAUUGAAAAGAGAGCUGUAAAUAUGAGGAACAAAUUGCAGAAUACGAAUGCAGCACAAACAGAAGAAAUAAAACGAGAAGAAUGGAUGAUUGUUCCAGAUACUUCCCGCCGAAAUCAGCUUGGUGCUAUUUCCAGGUGCUUGGCUCCAGGAUCACAGAAAACCUCUAGAAAAGAAAGUCAUUUCCAUAGGCAUUCUGAAGAAGAAAAAGAAAUUUCUAAAAAAUUGAAAAAAUACAAUAAAUCUAAACGUUCUGAGACAUUAUUAGAAAUGCAUCAGAAGAAAAAAAAGAAAAAAGAGAAGAAAUCAUCUGAAAAAAAGGAAAGGAAAGCUUUUGACAGAGAUGAGAUUGCAGUUCGUCAUUUCAGCAAGAAACAAGUGGACUCUGUUAUAGACAAAGCAAAGUACCUUAAUUCCCGAUUUGCACCUGGCAAUAAACAGUAUUUGUAACAUAAACAUUAAAUAUCAACAAUGUUG
Molecule: messenger RNA, 930 nt
Organism: Stegodyphus dumicola
Lineage: Eukaryota; Metazoa; Arthropoda; Arachnida; Araneae; Eresidae
Product: GPALPP motifs-containing protein 1-like
Source: RefSeq, a predicted model, not a curated record